Lineus longissimus is the source of this 4862-nucleotide messenger RNA. RefSeq lists its product as uncharacterized. NCBI's taxonomy places the organism in Eukaryota, Metazoa, Nemertea, Pilidiophora, Heteronemertea, Lineidae. The record is from RefSeq and is a predicted model, not a curated record. Bases 182 to 3055 code for a protein of 957 amino acids. The transcript has 15 exons.
GGCAGCGUGUCAAAUUCACGGCUGGAGUGGAAGAUAUUUACAAUGUUUAUCAGAACGACAACAACUAUUGUCACAAAAAAAAGGAAUUCCCAACAAUUUUGUCACGACAUGCAAGACAAAAUGUGAAUAAAAACCAUCCAAUUUAUCGAAUUUAUUACUAAAAUUACAUUUUUCUAAUAAAAUGGAUGAGGUUCUUGAUGAAGAAACAGCCGCUAAGUAUGAGGAGAUUCGGACAAUUGCGUCAAAGAACUGGUUGAACUCCGCUAGUGUGUCGCUAAGCAAGCUGGACCAAGUUAAGGCAAAGGUAUAUAAUGUUGGCUUGGAAAUCAAAGCAGUUGCAUCAGGGAAAGGGAAUGUCAGCCAGGGAACUAGUGCCAGUGGGAGUCGAACCACGAUACAGCUUGAUGCGGACCCUCCACUUACGAAUGUCAUGUCUCAGAGAACAGCCUGGGGGAGCAAUACGUCCAUCCCUGACCUGAUCCGCCAGCAGAGUGAGCGCCAGCGCCCGGAGAGUGCGAGUGUCAGCCGACGGGUGAGGCCUCCUAGUGGCAGGAGAGCAAGACCACAGAGUGCUAAGGAACCGGGGGUUAAAGGCACUGGGAAUGGGAAACCUUCAUUUGGAAUUGCAGUAAAAGGUGCCAAAUUUGACCCAGCGUCUCGUCCUCCAAAAUCCACACCUCAUCAGAAUGUCACAACCGGUUGGGUUGGUCCACCUGCAGGGAUCAUUUUCGAUCCCAAUGUCCAGGAGGACAACAGCGUACAGAAAUAUGUCAAACGAAACGGUCGACAAGUUGCUAAACUGUCCAUGGCGUAUGCCGGUGACCUGACUGAGCCGUAUCAACCUCCAGCCCCGACUGGUUCUCCUGAUAUGAUCGACAUGAUCCGAGCUGCUCAAGGGGGUGGCGAUGGAGAUUUCCUCUCCGAUGACAGCUUCUUUUCUGGGGAUGAAAAGCCGGUCAAAAUGCGUCCCAAAUCGGGCGGGAAACCUCCCAGGCCCACCUCCGGUAAGAAAAGAGGGAAACAGAAGAAGGAAAAGCUACUGAGACGACCGACACCGGAGCCAAUUCACUUCUCGCUACCAACAGCCGACAUGGACGAGAGCGCUGACCUCGAUACAGACAGAUUAAUUGGCAGUACUGAUGCAGGCAAUGCAAGUCCACUUCCAUUCCAGUCCAAACCGGGGUUCUCGUACAUUCACGCGGACAUAAGCGGCCACCUCUUACAAGAUGGCCGCCUAUUGUCGGAGAAAGUGACGCCAACAUCCGAGGUGGUGAGGAAUGGCGAGAUUCAUGCUGAUGUCGAGGACGAUGAUUUCAUAUUGAACAUGAUCGACGAUGAUGACGAUGGCGCUGAUACGGAUGACGCUGGAAUCCGUCUCGAGGUGGAAUCUCCAAAACACAACGUCCAGUUCGACGAAGCGAACAAUAUCACCGUCAGCAUCACUCCGCGGAAUAGAGGGCGCCCUGCAUCAGCAUCAACGGCGAAAUCGUCCAAAAAUUACUCCGGUCGGUCGGAUUUGCGGUACGUCAAGAGUCGUGUUGAUAGUGGUGUGUCACUCUCAAGUGUUGCGUCUGCUUCAGUGAAGCCACCUGGAUCAGGGUUUGAGCCAACCGGGAAAUCGGAUUCUCGGCCGGGAUCGACUACGGGGAGGGUACGAUCUUUGGUCAGUCGGCAGAGGUCGACUGGGAAGAUCAAGAUCCCAACUGUUGCGGUGGCGUAUUCAGAUGACGCGGCCAGCGAGGGGCAGAGGAAGACGGUGCCUACCGCUACGGUUGAGGUGGGGUACUCAGAGGUGGGACAGAAAAAAAAGGAGGAGUCGGAGUCGAUGAAGAGGGCUCGUGAGGGUCUCAUAACCAUGGUCUCGCAGAUCACCGAGAAGGAGUCUGGAGGGCGCUGGGUGGAGGAUCCGGGAACGUCGCCAAGGAAAUACGUGUCGGAAAAGGAACGGAAUUAUUACACGGACGCUUUCGGUGAAAAGGUGGAGAAGAAAGUCACAACCAAAACGUUAACGUUGACGGGGAAUGAUGUUUCGGAGACGAAAUUGAUACGCACUAUUGACGUACAGGAGAACAGGCGACGGGAGUAUCAGGUCCCGGAGGAAAAUAAGCCGCCAAAACGGACCUCUGUCUCACAGGAUCACUCGCGACCAACCAGUGCCCAUAAACCGUCCACAUCAUCAGAAAAUGCAGCCAAUCACAUUCCUCAUAGCCAUAAUGAUAUCGGAGCUGGCGAGAAAACGACAUUGACUACUAGCUCCACCUAUAGGGUGAAGCCUCGCCCAAUCUCUUCACAAGCUGUGAAAACAAAUCGGGAGGAAUCCAAAGAAGAUACCGGUAACCGCCCCAAGUCCGCCAGCGCUGCCAGUUUCACAACAGUCAAGGACCAGCCUGCUUCAAGUGUGACUUCAGCAUUCGUUAGUAAACCUAACUCAAGGCCUGAAUCUACGAAUACUGGUGCUGUUAAAGAUUCGAUCAAAGUGAGUGAUGCCUUCAAAGCUAUCAGAGAAUCUGGUGUCCCGAGGACUUUUAACAAUGAUCACGUCUAUGCUUCCUACACGAGAGCCAAGUCUGCUCCAGUCAAGAGUAAGAGGAAACCAGCAGUGGAAGUCGAGCCUGUUUACAUCUUCACGCGAAAAAAUGAAAUGGAUUGGGACACCCCUGAUGUCCAGGAGUGCAAGGAUGUCCACAAUCGCUUGAAGGCAAACGGAGUCAAUGUGGCAGUGGAUACCCUUAAAAGGGCGCUGUUACCUCCGAUGGACAAUAGCUGUUACAUCACGCCAUGUGACAAGCCCCCUCUGCCCAAUGCCUCAUCUGGGUUAUUGAGCAGUCCUGAAGUCUGGCUAGCAGCAGAGUUCCGAAGGCUCAAGCUGGCAAACAAGGCAGUCGAGCGGGCAAACGAGCGGCUGUUCAUGCAGAAACAAGCCGAGCAGAAGAGAGCGAUGGCCGCCAUGAAAGAUCUGAAAGAGAGGCCGACGUCUGCUCCAACUACGAAGAAGAAGAAGAAACCUGGGAAGGGAAAGAAGAAACCUAAACGAGUUCAGAGUGCGGGGCUUUGAACAUGUGAUGAAGUCCAGAUGCAUUUUGAACUUUGAACCUGUGAUGGGUUUUGUUCUUGUUGUUAAGCUUUUGCACGUGAUGGACCUUUUACACAUUAUGUGUAAUGAACCUUGUACACGUGAUGAACCUCAUAAACGUGAUGAACCUCUACGCCUUACAAAGUCUACUCCUGAUGAACUUUGCAUGUGUAAAGAACUUUGUACACGUGAUGAAUCUCUACAGUUGAUGAACCUCAUAAACGUGAUGAACCUCUCCUCCUUAUAAAAGUCUACUCCUGAUGAACUUUGCACGUGUAAAGAACCUUGUACACGUGAUGAAUCUCUACAGAAAUGAACACUUUACACAUUAUGAACCUCUACACCUUUGAUGAACUUUGAGCAUGUAAUGAACUUUUACAUGUGCUGAAUCAUGGACAACAGAUGAACUUCAAACAUGUAUUCGAUCAUGAGCACAUGUUGAACUUGGAAAUGAUCCGCUGCUGAAGGAACUUUGAAUGCGUAAUUACCAGUGAUGAUUGAACCCUUGUUGAACUUUGAACUUUUUUGGUGGCGAUCAUGAACAACUUAUGAACGUGGAAUUUUUGAUGAGCAUGAACUUGCAAUGACUUUGAAUACGUGAUCAACUAACGUAUGGAAGUGUAAGUUGGUAUGGAUAUAGAAUGGAGCCAAGAUAACACGGAAAAAUGCUGAAGAAGUGUACCGGGGAGGUAACUGCUACGCAAGUAUCAGCAUGCAUGCUAUUUUUAGCACGUGUUGGAGUCGGCCAUCUUCUUUCUCGUGAGGAACUGGUCUGACAAGGAAUUACAUUAUAACCCUUAUGUUAUCAUGUUUUGAACUGGGAUUUUUUGCACCACUCUUGACAGUGUGAUUGUCAUGAAGUUGGUGUCUGAUGAGUGCAAGUGAGAGUAAAUCUAAAUCUUGCAUGUGUUAAGUGAAAAGAUAUUUAGUCGUCAAGCUAAUCACAUGCACAUACUGCUUUUCAGAAUCUCCUAAGAGAUUUAAUUUUUACACAUCGGAGAAAAUUACCGCGCCUAAUACUUUUGACCACUUUUGUGUGUUAUCUUCCGGUCUUGGAAUUGGAGUUCGCAUCAGAGCUUGCCGUGCCAUGUCGUCAAAGAGAUUGUUGUGAAACUACUCAUACUGUACAGAUGAGUGCAGGUUCCUUCCAAAUCUCCUCUCAGCCACACUUGGCCUUGUUAUUGAGUGGUUUUCAUUCUCGAAUGGUUCCCGACCAUGAAGUUGAAAAUGGAGAUAAUCUUGGGUCUCUGAUAGAUCAUCUGUUCCCUCUUCAAAUUCUUUUGUCGCAUUAAGCCCCUCUUCAAAGGGUUUAAUACUAUCCGUAAAGGACUUUUGGUAGUUAUGAAUUUGAGAUUUCGUUAAUGACGUCUUCCUUGAUGGUAGUGGAUUUGUGGCCUUUAUAGGCCCCGGCAUGGUGUGUAGUUGACCCCGCUGCCUGUCCAAUGGCUGGAACCAUCCCGGGGAAUCUCAGCGACACUCGUCUCGGUGUGACUCGAGCAGACGACGAUCAUAUUUCAGUACUUACUUCCAAUACUUACAACAAUAAGCUCCAAUUGACCGCAUUUCAAAGUCUACAGUGUAAAUAUAGUGUGAUAGUUUUGGCUUGGCCUGCCUCAAAAAUGGCCAAAAUAUAUCCAGCUUUUAGAGAUCUUCUACUCGAUACGUCCGUCCAUUGUUAACAGGGUUGAACGACAAUGUAUAUAUAGAUUUCAUAUUGGAGUGUUUUAAAAUACUGAUGUCCAUUUUUUGUAUUUUCAAUUUUUAGUUAAUUAUAUUUUAUGAAAUUGAA